This is a messenger RNA of Colletotrichum navitas, 2331 nucleotides long. RefSeq lists its product as uncharacterized. The record is from RefSeq and is a predicted model, not a curated record. Gene Ontology annotation, molecular function: protein binding; catalytic activity. Lineage: Eukaryota; Fungi; Ascomycota; Sordariomycetes; Glomerellales; Glomerellaceae. Bases 1 to 2331 code for a protein of 776 amino acids. The transcript has 3 exons. Gene Ontology annotation, biological process: nucleoside metabolic process.
AUGGGAAAGGUCAAUGCGACAGGCGCAGCGGCCAGGCUUCAGUCAAGCUACGCCGGCAUCAAGCUGGCCAUCUUAUGUGGCAUCUGCGGCGGCGUACCGAGCCCUGGGACGAAGGACAAGCUUUUUCUCGGGGACGUGGUCAUCAGCAAGAGCGUUUUGCAGUGCGACCUGGGCCGCAAGUAUACCGAUAAGUUCGUCCUAAAAGACACUAUCGAAGAAAGCCUCGGGAGACCCAGCUGGGAAGUCCGCACCCUUAUCGCGUUUUUGGAGACGCGUCUUGGCCGCAGCCGCCUGCAGCAUCGAGCCAGCCGAGUCUUGGAGCAGGUGCAGCAGAUGGCACACAAAGAGUGCCAGGACCUUUACAAACGUCCGGACGCUGCAGAUGACCGCCUGAAGGCCGGGUUAGACCGCGACAGAAUCGCCAAGGAGCACGGCCUCGUCGCCUUUGAGAUGGAGGGGGCUGGCAUAUGGGACGAGUUUCCGUGUAUCGUCGUCAAAUCAGUCUGUGACUACGCGGACAGUCACAAAAAUAAGACAUGGCAGGAUUUUGCUGCAGCUGCGGCGGCUUCGAUGACAAAAGCACUCCUCGAACAGUACAGGCUAACGGACAGCCCAUCCGCUGCACGCACGUGGUCCAUUACCUAUGCGUUUUGGCUACGACAUGAGCACCCUGAUCUGUCGGUAUUUUGGGUGCUUGCAAGCAAUGCCGACCGAUUUAGCCAGUCUUAUUCCAGAAUUGCUCAAGAGUGUAACGUCCCGGGCCACAAUGAUCCUUGGGCUGACGUGCUUGGACUCGUCAAGACCUGGCUGGAGGGACAGGAUUGUGGCCGGUGGCUCAUGGUCAUUGACAACGCCGACGAUGCACAGCUGUUCUUCCCACCGCCUUCCGAGAAUAGUAGCAACCUGAAAGGCGGCUUAGGCCGCUACGUCCCUGAGUGUGCCCACGGGUGUGUCCUCAUCACGACGAGGAACAAGCAAGUGGCGUCAAAGAUUGUGCGCGGGAAAUCACUUAUCGAAAUAGGAGAGAUGAGUGAGAGCGAGGCACAACGGCUCAUACACCAAAUACUCGACGACGAAGACGAGGUUUCUGCCGAGGAGUUGGCAACCCUCUCUUCUCAGCUGGAGCAUCUGCCGCUAGCUCUUGCACAGGCUGCCGCAUUCGUGCAAGAGAACAGCAUUCCAGUUUCCAAGUACCUCGAACUCCUAGAGGAAGGCGACGACAGCUUGGUUGAUCAACUGAGCGAACCUUUCGAAACAGUGGGCAGAGACUCAGAAACGCCACACGCAGUCACGGCUACAUGGGUCAUAUCGUUCAACCAAAUCCAGCGCCAGGAUGCCCUUGCCAGCGACAUCCUGUCGUUCGCCAGCCUCCUGGACCGCCAAGCAGUUCCUGAGAAGUUCAUAGUCGACUUCUGUAACAAAAGGUCAGGGGAAGGCGUCAGCACAUCCAAAGUCACAAAGGCUUUGGGGACACUGAAGGCCUUCUCAUUUAUAUCUGAGGCAAAAGACCGCACCAUCGAUAUGCAUCGGCUGGUGCAGCUAGUCACUCGGGAAUGGCUCGAAAAUCACGACAGAUUGGCUCAGUAUGUGGACCAAGCUCUUGAGGUUUUGUCACGCGCAUACCCGCAUGGUGUUCACGAAAAUCGCCAUCUUUGCCGGGACUGCCUUCCGCACGCCGACGCGCUGCUCCGAAUCAAGGCAACCGAUUUUCAAGAGAGCAAUAUUUGUAGACCAAAACUUUUGCACUGUAUUGGCGCCUACUUAACGUAUGUGGGUCGAUGGAAAGAUGCCGAGCAGAGUGCAUCUGAAUCCUUAAAGCUGCUUAAAGGAGGAUUCGGGAACCACCAUCCUUACACGUUGAGCAGUAUAAACAGCUUAGCGAUGACUUAUUGGAAUCAGGGUCGGUGGGCCGAGGCAGAAGAGCUGUUGGUGAAUGAGCUAGAGAUAGAAAAGAUGAUGCUCGGCGAGGAGCAUCCCGAUACGCUAGUCACUAUGCACAACCUAGCGUCAACAUAUCAGGGCCAGGGUCGGCUGAAGGAGGCAGAAGAGUUACAAGUGAUAGUGCUAGAGACAAGAAGGAGAGUGUUUGGCGAGGAGCAUCAUAGGUCGGUGGGAGGAGGCAGAAGAGCUACUGUUGAGGGUGAUAGAGAUAGAAAAGAGGGUGCUCGGCGAGGAGCAUCCCAAUACGCUCGUCAGUAUGAGCAACCCGGCACACACAUGGAGAGGCCAAGGACGACGGGACGACGCCUCGAUGCUGAUGGAGGACUGCGCACGCCGCAGGCAGAAACGCCUUGGUUCGAACCAUCCAGAGACGAUUUCCACCAUCUCUGA